Messenger RNA from Fundulus heteroclitus (mummichog), 805 nucleotides. Its product is annotated as lymphocyte antigen 6G-like. NCBI's taxonomy places the organism in Eukaryota, Metazoa, Chordata, Actinopteri, Cyprinodontiformes, Fundulidae. The record is from RefSeq and is a predicted model, not a curated record. The transcript is spliced from 3 exons. The coding region runs from base 271 to 600 and encodes 109 amino acids.
CACAGAAACGUCAGUCUGUUGUUACACGCUCCCGAUACCGGAAUUAUUUCUGAGGGGGGAAAAAAAUCCCACAACAUACGAAGCCCAGAUCAGAUAUCAAAUGACGCGCCUGGCACAAUCUUUGUUUUUUGCUCCACCUCUGCCUGUGUUUUGCCUGCAUUCUUCAAAAACCGCCACACCUGUUUCAUGUUGAGAAGCGAAACUGUUACAAAAAAAAAAAGCUGAUUGUACUGGUUUUUAUUCACAGGGAUCACACUGAUCAAGUUCACAAUGCAACUUUACGGAGCUCUGGUCCUGUUUUUUACUUUCUCUGCUGCGUGUGGACUGAAAUGCUACUUAUGUGCAUUAGCUGAUCCUAAGUCCUGCACAGGCACAGCGACUUGUCCUGCAUCUUUUGACCGAUGUUUCUCUCAACAGCCAGAAGGAACGAAUUUGGUUACCAAGGGAUGCAUGCCCAGCCAAUUAUGCAUUGCAUCCAUAACUUGCUGUGAAGGGGACCUGUGCAACAGUGGCGUACCAACUGCAGACGGUGCCGUACCAACUGGCCCCGGCGUCAUCCUGCUGCUGAUUUCUUCAGCUCUUAUCACUCUCUUUAUUUAAGGCUCUGAAAUGUUGCUCCUGUUUUGGUCUAUAGUUUGAUCUCUCAGCAGCUAUGUUGAGGUGACACCAAAAAAAUUUAGUCAGGGCAAACAUGUUGCAUCAUGUAAUAGAGGUAUCUCCUGUAAACAAAAAAAUAAAUAAAUAAAUAAAAAAUAAACAAUAAUUGCAUGUAAGCCAUGAAUGAAUAAAUUACUCAAUCUAUUAA